Messenger RNA from Cavenderia fasciculata, 2046 nucleotides. RefSeq lists its product as uncharacterized. NCBI's taxonomy places the organism in Eukaryota, Evosea, Eumycetozoa, Acytosteliales, Cavenderiaceae. The record is from RefSeq and is a predicted model, not a curated record. The transcript has a single exon. Bases 1 to 2046 code for a protein of 681 amino acids.
AUGCUAACAAAUAAUAGUAAUAGUAAUAAUAAUAAUAAUAAUAAUAAUAAUAAUAAUAAUAAUAAUAAUAAUAAUAAUAAUAAUAAUAAUAAUAAUGAUAGUAAUAAUGAACAACAAGAAAAUAUUUUUAAAAAGUUACCAAAUACAAUACUAUUAAACAUUAUCAAUCAUGUGAAUGAUAAUGUAGAUUUAGUUUGUUUAUUUCUGACUUGUAAAAGAUUAUUCAAUUUUAUUGUUAAUCAAAAGUACAUGAAUCAUCUAUCAUUUAAAAAUAUUGAAUAUAUAUACCCAAAAGAAGCAAUUCAAAACAACAAUAAUAAUGUAUUUUAUGCAGAGCAGUGCUUUCAUUUAAACUCUUUUAAAAAAUUGUUUACCAAUACAGUCUCUGAUACUAUACUUGUAACAUAUAAUGAUGAUGGUGUUGAACAUUUUGAUCAUCCUGAUCAUCUUGAUCAUCCUGAUAAUCUAUAUCUAGAUGAUAACAAAAUCAACAAAGUUAUAGUAUUGGAUCGGUUUUGUGAAGAUGUAUCGAUCAACUGGACUUUAAAGUUACCUAGAUCAACUAGUUCAUUAGAACUCUGUCAUCAAUCCCAUGAUCCAUUACCAAUAGAGUUUUACCCACCCCAUCUCAAACACUUAAAGAUACAUGGAGAGAUUGGAACCAAUAUCGAGAAUCAAAAGAGUGCUUUACCCGAUUCACUAAAAUCCUUGGUUUGGUCAAUGACAUAUCAAGAGGUAGCCAUCAAUUCAUUGCCAGUUGGUCUUGAAAAGCUUGACUUUUACUCUUCCUCUAUUCGUGUCGAGCCAUUUAAUAUUGGACUAGACAAACUCCAAUCUCUCAAAUAUCUGUCGUCAUACUCUAUCUCGGAGAAAUACGGUACCGUUCAUUGCACAUUGCCAAAGAGUUUGACUCAUCUAGAUACCGAGUUGGUCCAAAUGCCAUCACCCACCUACUAUUAUCCACUCACUCUGUUGGUUCAUCUCGAUCUUUCAUUGGUUAGUUUUCCAAUAUCAGAUGCUCUCUAUCUCGACAAUCUAGUUGCACUCGAGAUAUUCGAACUCAGUGUACCCAAUAGUAUUGAUGCAUCACAACUUCGUCUACCUCCAAAUCUAUUAGAGUUUAUUCAAACGGAUGAACCUAUUGCAAAUCUCUCCAAUUCAUUCUUUCCACCAUCGCUGACAUCGUUGGAUAUUAUCUUUACCCAAAUUGAUUUUGUCAAUCUUACACGUCUACCCAAAUUAAAAUCACUCAAUUUGAUUUCACAUUCAGAUAUUGUUUCAAUGGACAUUAUACCAUCAAGUGUAAAGGAUAUUAAAAUUGACAAUGCUCUAAAUACUGAAAAUGCAACCAUUGUAGGGUCGAUUCCAGAUACAUUGGAAUCACUUUGGUUGGCAGGUUACAACCUUUCAAUCAUUGAAAAUAUACCAAAUUCGUUAAAGAAAUUGGUAUUACAAGAAGUCAAACGAUCAGGAUCAUCCUCUGCAUCCUCUGCAGUUUCAGUCACUUUACCAAAUAGAUUAGAGGAGUUUACAUGGAUUCAUGAAUUUGAAGAUACCAAUCCAUUUAUCGAAUUUAUAUAUCCAUCUUUUUUAACAUUGACAUAUUUGGAUUUACAUCGAUUAGAAAUACCGUACCAACAAAAGACCAUUCCAGAAUCAAUCAAAGAAUUUAAAUACUUUGUUUCUACAUUUACCAAAAUCAAUGAUACCAAAGACACGAAAAUUCAUUCAAUUGGUAAUGAUGAAGGUUUUAUCUUCCCAUCAACACUUCAAACUCUAUCGAUAACAAUUGACAACAAAGGUCAAUAUUGGUUAUUUCAAUUAAACCAUUUAAUCAAUCAAACAAAUAUAGAUCAACUCUAUAUUAAUGGUGCAGGUAUUAAUUUCCAAGUUAAUAUACGUAGACUAGACAAACAAAACAAAGACAUAUUAAUACUUGGUAAAUCACUCUAUGGUGGAAUCAUUCGUCACAGUCAACAACACAAACCAAUCUAUCUUUAUUUUGAACCUGGUAAUAAACCUCCAAAAUUAAAAUUCAAUAUCUAA